UGUCGCCAAACAGCGGCUGUCUGAACACUUUUGGGUUUAUAUAGAGAGGCAUGCUGGGGGGCCCUGGAGGAGUGGACAUCACGGGCUUCUUUAACUUCUCUCUGAGUGGACACACAGGACUCUCUCACUCUUUCUGCUUCACAUGCAAGAAGAAGUGCAAACUGUGCUCAUCCGAUUACAUAAUGAUCCAGUAAGAGUGAGCCGGAACCGGUACUGCCAGUACCAGUGUGCUGGGAGACACCGAUCGACCGCCGGGUAGUACCUCAUCCAGGCCUCUCUUCUCACAGAUUUCAUGUAAUUUUUCUGAGAAUUUUUUUUUUUUUUUUAGGAUGACAGCAACGUAAGAGGAAACUGCAAAAGGAACCAUGUGAUGCCAAAAUUAAAGGUGAUGCAGAACAAGUGUAAGCUGUCAACAAGUGCAAGACCCUGAAAUUUCAACCCCCAAGACAGAUAAAAAGCUUAAAUCUGUCUUUUCACAUGUGUGCUGGACAGCGAAAUUAACUAAAUCUUUCAAAUUUCCAAGCUGUGAUCAAAGUGAACUUCUGUUUGAGUGAACAGAAAGCACCAGCCAUGACCUCAGCCACUCCUCCGUCCUCUGAAGGUUCCUCCCCUCAGAAAGUGUGCCACUCCCAGACGCAGACCGACAUCACCAAGCCUCUGCUGGGCUCCCCAGGGGUGACUGGAAGUGCUGGUGCAGGAGGAGGAGGACCAGGAGCUGGAGGGCCCAACGCUCUGAGAAGGAGGCGCCGCGUCCUCUCCAAGGAUGGCCGAAGCAAUGUACGAAUCGAGCAUGUCAGCGGUCGAGGGGCGCUGUACCUCCGCGAUCUCUGGACAACUUUCCUGGACAUGCAAUGGCGCUACAAGUUCUUCCUCUUCUCCGCCACCUUUGCUGGGACAUGGUUCCUGUUUGGGGUGCUUUGGUACCUGGUGGCCAUGGUGCACGGAGACCUGCUGGAGUUUGACCCCCCAUCCAACCAUACACCCUGCGUGAUGGAGGUGAAGACCCUGACUGGAGCCUUCCUCUUCUCUCUCGAGUCUCAAACCACCAUCGGCUACGGUUUCCGGUGCAUCACCGAGGAGUGUCCCGUAGCGAUCGUCCUCCUCAUCUUUCAGCUGGUCAUCACCAUGGUGAUGGAGAUCUUCAUCACUGGCACCUUCCUUGCAAAGGUUGCUCGUCCCAAGAAGAGAGGAGAGACAGUGAAGUUUAGCCAACAUGCUGUUGUGUCGAAUCACGAGGGGCGGCCGUGCCUCAUGAUCCGAGUGGCCAACAUGCGAAAAAGCCUGUUAUUAGGAUGCCAGGUGACGGGGAAGCUGCUUCAGACGUCCCUGACAAAGGAGGGCGAGACGGUGAGGUUGGAUCAGCGCAAUGUGCCGUUCCAGGUGGAUACAUCCAGCGACAGCCCCUUCCUGAUCAUCCCCCUGACUUUCUACCACAUCAUUGACGACAACAGUCCCCUCAGAGCCUGGGCAGCAAAAGGUGGUGGCUGGACAGACCCAGAACUAGCUGACUUCGAGCUCCUGGUGAUCAUGAGCGCCACGGUUGAGCCGACCUCCGCUACCUGCCAAGUUCGAACAUCCUACCUUCCGGAUGAGAUCCUGUGGGGUUACGAGUUUCCCCCAGUCGUCUCUCUGUCCCCGUCGGGAAAAUACGUGGCCGAUUUUGCCUUUUUUGACAAAGUGGCCAAAACCAAAACUCCUCCCCUCUUCAAGCAGGCCCUCCCACCGAGCUCCCCGUCGCAGGCGUCCCAGUUCCGGGGCGGCAAGGAGGAUGGGACGGACCCGGAGAAGAUGCGACUGGAGGAGAGCUACAGGGGGGAAGAGAGGGGGAAGGAGAGGGGGCGAGUCAGAGAUAGCAGCCCACUCAGUGUUCGUAUCAGCAACGUGUGAGGGUGGAGGCGAGACGACAGGAAACGGAAAGAUGAUUUGAAACUGAGAUGAGGUGAAGACAGGAAGAAAAACAAAACAAGCUGCUCAACAGAAGAAGCCACAUUCUCACACAGAAACCGUCUCCCUGCUCCUACACACAGCAUAUUUUAAUCGUGGACCACAGGGCCACCUGGGUGCUCUGUCACCUCACCCACUACCCACACACAGAUAUACAGUAAACACCAGGCGGUAGAGAAGAUACUGAAGACAACUACAAGCAGCCUCAAAGGAAACAAACAUGGCUUGUGCGAAUGCUCAGCACAAUGUCAACUCUUCCACAGAGAAACUGAUUCAUUUUCUUUUUGGGGAAAGGACUUGACUUAUUACAAUACUGCAAAAAUCAUUAUUUGAUCGAACCAUUUUUUUAGUCUUGAUCUACUCAAAACAAGCGAUUAAAAUCAAGGCAGCAGAAAUAAUGCAACCCGAUUUCCUGAAAGUCAUUUUAAGAAUCUUGAACAAACAGGAAAAAGGGCCACUAAGAAUUAAAAAAAUGCUCUAAAACCUGGUUUGAUUAGAUGAUUUUUGCAGUGAAGUUGAAGGUUGGAUGUGUUCGUCACUGAAUCACAGUACUGUUUUAUUUUUUUCUUUUAAAUAAUAAUAAAAAAACCUGCAACAGGUGGCAAAAAUACUGGAACCACGUGUUUUUUAAAGAGGGGUUUCCAAUGGAAUGUAUCAUAUUUUAUGUACCCAGUAGCUUCUAACAACAUCAUUACCUGAAAAUAUGCUCUUUGAUAUAUGAAUGUCCUGUUUUUUGAGGUAAAUAUGUUUAGUAAUAUUACUAAAAGCACUUUAACUUGAAAGAAAAGUGGCAUUUCACACAAGGAGAAUAACUGAACUAACUUCAAUGCUUAAUGCACUGUAUUAAGUGAUUAAAUCAUGUGGUUCUGUUGAAAGUUUGUAAGUCUGAGUGUGUGUUUACACUUGCGAGUGUGAUAAUGCUUUUUGUAUUUUUGUGAGCUAUUUUAUGUACAGUAUGAUUUCAUGUACCUCUAUACAGUAUGUAUAAAUAUUUUCUCCUACAUUCUUCAUUUCUAGGUGUUUGACAUUUGGUGCACAGCUUUUUGUUAUACCACAUUAAUUGCUGUCAGUGCACAAUGUUAUUUCUAUUAAUAUAUAUAUAUAUAUAUUAGGCUCAUCUGGAACAGCAGAUGAUUUCAUUGGAAAAGUGGCAUUUUACCUUAUAAUAGUGUCAAGAAC
Messenger RNA from Amphiprion ocellaris (clown anemonefish), 3123 nucleotides. It is a transcript of the gene kcnj10a, whose product is annotated as potassium inwardly rectifying channel subfamily J member 10a. Gene Ontology annotation, molecular function: inward rectifier potassium channel activity. Bases 571 to 1887 code for a protein of 438 amino acids. Gene Ontology annotation, cellular component: plasma membrane. The record is from RefSeq and is a predicted model, not a curated record. Lineage: Eukaryota; Metazoa; Chordata; Actinopteri; Pomacentridae. Gene Ontology annotation, biological process: regulation of monoatomic ion transmembrane transport; potassium ion import across plasma membrane. The transcript is spliced from 6 exons.